Molecule: messenger RNA, 1077 nt
Organism: Biomphalaria glabrata
Lineage: Eukaryota; Metazoa; Mollusca; Gastropoda; Planorbidae
Exons: 1
Coding region: 1-1077 (358 amino acids)
Biological process (GO): neuropeptide signaling pathway
Cellular component (GO): membrane
Molecular function (GO): G protein-coupled peptide receptor activity
Source: RefSeq, a predicted model, not a curated record
AUGUCUGCCAAUAACAGUUCUGAGAAUUUGGAUCUUAUUUCCGAUGAAUUGAUCAAAAUUUUGGAGCUUUCGUUAACGAUUCCAUUACACGGCUCGACGUCUGCUGUGGGUCUGGUCACCAACUUCCUGUGUAUGGUCAUUCUUUUUAAGCUCGGGUUGACCAACAGCAUGAACAUCUUAGUCUUCGUCUUGUCCAUGACGGACUUUUUGGUCACGACUCUCCAGCUGUCCAUCUGUUUGUGCUUCUUGCUGAAGUACCUGUAUCCGGACUGCGAGGUGGACCUAUGGGUGAUGGGGUUUUACACCCUGGGCUGGGUUCGCUACGCCGGGUUCUUCAUCUCCUGCUGGGUCACCACCUUCAUCUCAGUGGAGCGAUGCCUCUGCGUGGUGUUCCCAUUCAACGUUGGGAUGAUCGUCACAAAAACUCGCACAGUCGUGGUCGUCGUCCUCAUCUACAUCGCCUUCCUUGGCCUCGUCACGCCAAUUUACAUCCAGCAAAAACUAGACUGGGAGCUCCAGUACACCAUGGGCACCAACGGCACUCUUUUCGAGAAAUGGGUCUUAACUGUGAGCUUUACAGAACAAAGUGCUAGCCUAGAGAUCAUAGUGGACACUGUAGGGGCCGUGUCUUUAUCGCUUCUUUCCCAACUUAUAUUAACAUUCUGCACCGUCUGGAUGAUCUCUGCCCUGAAAACAUCCUCGAAGAUCAGGAAGGUAAAUUCAGGUGGCAUAACUCUGAAUCAACUUAGCGGGGCUCCAAUACAGGAGGAGAAAGAGACGGGCUUGACCUCCAAAGAAAGAAGACUUCUCAGGAUGGUGAUAUGCCUGGCUCUGAUUCUAACUGCCUGCAACGUUCCAAGAUACGCGGAAAUCGCAGCGUACCAUCUCAUCCCUGGUAUGAACGUUGGAAAAUAUAAAAACUUAUCCGGAUUUUUGUGGGAUUUAUCGGAUUUUUUUAGUACGCUCAACUGUUCUUGUAAUUUUAUUGUGUACUGGAAGCUAAACUCUAAAUUCAGGAAAUGUUUUAAAGACAUGUCUUGUAGAAGACGUUUAAAUAACAACACGGCAUAUUCUUAG